Momordica charantia (bitter melon) is the source of this 2149-nucleotide messenger RNA. Its product is annotated as calcineurin B subunit-like protein. The record is from RefSeq and is a predicted model, not a curated record. Gene Ontology annotation, molecular function: lysophosphatidylethanolamine acyltransferase activity; calcium ion binding. Lineage: Eukaryota; Viridiplantae; Streptophyta; Magnoliopsida; Cucurbitales; Cucurbitaceae. Gene Ontology annotation, biological process: phospholipid metabolic process.
CCACCAUAAAAUUUUACCAUCCAUUGGUCGGCCAUUUCGAAUCUCCACUCCUCUCUCUUUCUCCAUUUUUUUUUCUUCUUCUUCUUCUUCUUCUUCUUCCCAUCCCAUCAAUGGCGGACAGCGAUCUCACCUCGCAGCUACUCCCCGCCGAACCCACCGAUCGCGUCGAUGUAAUCCUCAGAAUCGAAGACGACACCGGUCCACCGGAGCAGAUCAAUUAUCAGAACGGCAAUCACGACGAUUCUCGAUUGUGUUCUCGAAAUCCCUAUGGGUUUCUUGGCUCGGAUGGAUUCUCCGUUCCGGAGACCGCCACGAUGGAUCCGUUUCGGAACUCCACGCCGAGUAUCGAUGGGGUUUAUGAGUGGGUUAAGAUUGUGGUCUGCAUACCUAUUGCGCUUGUUCGUCUCGUGCUUUUUGGACUCGGUCUUUUGGUUGGAUAUGUAGCGACAAAGUCAGCGCUUCAUGGGUGGAAGGAUAGGGAGAAUCCGAUGCCGAGGUGGAGGUGUAGGCUCAUGGGGGUUACAAGGCUUUGCUCGCGGUGUAUUCUAUUUUCUUUUGGAUAUCAUUGGAUAAAAAGAAAAGGGAGACCUGCUCCAAGGGAAAUUGCUCCAAUUGUCGUAUCUAAUCAUGUAUCUUAUAUAGAACCUAUCUUUUAUUUUUAUGAGUUAUUUCCAACCAUGGUCGCAGCUGAGUCCCACGAUUCGAUACCCUUUGUUGGGACCAUUAUCAGAGCCAUGCAGGUGAUCUAUGUAGAUAGGUUUUCACCUACAUCAAAGAAGCAUGCCAUUAGUGAAAUAAAGAGAAAGGCUUCUUGUAAUAGAUUUCCAAGAGUUUUAUUAUUUCCGGAGGGCACCACAACAAAUGGAAGGUCUCUUAUUUCUUUUCAACUUGGUGCUUUCCUUCCUGGUUAUGCAAUCCAACCCGUAGUUGUUCGUUAUCCUCAUGUACACUUUGACCAAUCAUGGGGGCUUGUUUCUUUGCCGAAGAUCAUGAUUAGAAUGUUUUUGCAAUUUCACAAUUACAUGGAGGUUGAGUAUCUUCCUGUUAUUUCACCACGGCAUAACAGAAAAGAAAGUACUCUUGAAUUUGCUAAGAGAACUAGCCAUGCAAUUGCCACCUCCCUAAAUGUUGUCCAAACGUCUCAUUCAUAUGGAGAUUUAAUGCUUCUGACCAAGGCCUCCGAGGCAAAACAAGAGAGACCCUCUGAUUAUUUGAUCGAAAUGGCCAAGAUGGAACAAGUCAGCAGCCUUGAAGCUGUUGAUUUUCUUGAUAAGUUUCUGUCCAUGAAUCCAGACUCUAGUGGCCGUGCUACAUAUGAUGGCUUUAUAAGAGCUUUAAGACUCAAGGCUUGUACGGUUGCUGAAGAGAUAUUUUCUUUUAUUGAUAUAGAGGAGAUGGGAUCAAUAACAUUCAAGCAGUACCUGUUCGGUUCUUUACAUGUUACGAGGCUGCAAAAUUUUCAGCAAUCCUGUGAGACGAUCCUUGAUGAAUGUAGCAACGAAGGAGAUAACAUUUCAGAACAAAAACUAGAAGAAUUCAUCAGACCAGCAAUACCAGAUCUGAAUACCGACGAGGCCCAUGAGCUCUUCAAACUGUUUGAUACUGAUGGCGACGGGAAGAUUAGCAAGGACGAUUUCCUCUGCUGCUUAAGAAAGAACCCGCUGCUGAUUGCACUUUUCUCGUGGCAUCUGCUGCCGAGUUCGUAGUCGGAGAUAACAUAGUGUGUCUAACAUUGUUUGAUGAUUGAGUUUGUUUCCCAUGUCUUGUUUGGUCAUAUUACUAUAACCUCCUCCCUGAAUAUUGAUUAGGAGGAAACAAAGAUGUAGGAGAGGGUUGGGCUUUUCCAUGAAUAUACAAUAGGUAGUGGGGCAACAUAUUUUACUACAUUGCCCCUUGUGAAGUUAUCCACUCCUUAAAACUUCUUCAUAUGUUUUGAUCUGAGUUCUUGUAGUGUCAAAAAACUCUCUGCCUUUUGGUAAUGUUGCCAUAAUCUAUACAACUUUGCUGUUUGCUGAUUGCUGAUUAUAAAAUCUGCUCAACAGACUCCAGGCCAUUACCUUGUGGAUAUUCAAAUUCUCUCCAUGUUCCAAACUCGAGGUACUGUAUCUCAAUCAUAAUCUGUAAUAAAUUUGUUUGGAUAUUGAUACAA